AUGGACGCGUUUGUUGCGCACGUCUUCGCCGAGCGCGAUACCUUUUCGUUCAGCGCGUCCGUGCCAACGCGCUGGCUGGUCUGGCUGCGGCCGUCCACGAGCAGCCCGUUGGCCAUGACGCUCUUGGUCUGCGUUGGCGUCGACGGCGCGACCAAGUGCUUUGAGAAGCAGCUUCUGGCGACCGAGCUUCAAGCCCAUAUGCAAGAGCUGGGUGUCAAUGGCGAUCUCGGCAUGUUUGCUGCGCCCUUCAAGACGGCGCUCGAGUCGGCGGCGAACGUGAGCGUGAGUGUCGAAGACAACGGCAGCGCGUGCGUCAACAUCACAUACCUCUUUGGUCCGUCCUUGCUUCGCCGAGGGCACUUUCUCGUCGAUGCGGGGCAAGCUCUACCGGACACAGCCUACACGCUGCUUGUCGACCUGCAUGGCCUUCGGACCGAGAGCGCCGAGGACACUCGUCUUCGUCGGAUGCGACGGUCGGCCUUGCUGCAGCCGACCACCGCCUCAGCACCUCUCAGCUUCACCACGGCGCCAGCCACCACAAGCUCGACGUCGACCGUGCCCAACCCACUCAAGCGCAAGGCAGCGCUGCCCAUGGGCGCGAGGUAUGCAUCGUGUCUGCAUCAACACACAUGCAAAUGGUUUUUCAUUUAG
Molecule: messenger RNA, 651 nt
Organism: Saprolegnia parasitica CBS 223.65
Lineage: Eukaryota; Oomycota; Saprolegniomycetes; Saprolegniales; Saprolegniaceae
Exons: 5
Coding region: 1-651 (216 amino acids)
Source: RefSeq, a predicted model, not a curated record